AUGGCCAACCCUGCUCAACUGUUCCGCACCUUGCCGGACGCCAGCCUCUUCGGCUUCCCUCCUGCCAAUGCCCCGGUGCCGAUCUCUCCCAUGGCUGUCCCGGCCUCGAUCAUGCGCCCCUUCAAUAUCCCCGACCACAUCUUUGUUGCUGCGCUCGACUACACGGUUCCCUUGACCAUUGCCACUCUCUAUGCUGUCACCAUCAAGAGUCUCAACGUUUACAACAAGUCCCGCAAUAAGAAGCCUUGGGCUAUCAGCAAGACCCGCCCUUUCUUCGCCUUUGUGGUCCUCCACAACAUCUUCCUGGCUGUCUACUCCGCCUGGACCUUCUGGGGUAUGGUCGGUACCAUGAGGAGGAGUAUUAUAAGUCCGAUGGGACCCGCUGGCUUUGUUGGAACGGUUGAUAGCUUCUGCCGUCUGCAUGGUAGCUCAGGCCCUGGCAACUCUAUCUACUACGACGAAACCUCGAGCUCUUUCCUCUCCGCUGUUGGGGGCGCUCCCAUUGUGGAUGGCAUUCCCAGCCGCACUGAGAUGGGCCGCAUGUGGAACGAGGGUCUGGCUUACUACGGCUGGAUCUUCUACCUCAGCAAGUUCUACGAGGUUCUUGAUACCUUCAUCAUCCUUGCCAAGGGCAAACUCAGCUCUACCCUCCAGACUUACCACCACGCCGGUGCUAUGCUCUCUAUGUGGGCCGGCAUGCGCUACAUGUCUGCUCCCAUCUGGAUGUUCGUCCUUGUCAACUCCUUCAUUCAUGCCUUGAUGUACUUCUACUAUACUUUGACUGCAUUCUCGGUCAGGGUUCCUACGCCCAUCAAGCGUACCCUCACCUCGAUGCAAAUUACCCAGUUCCUUGUUGGCGCCUCGAACGCCAUGGUUCACUCCUUCGUGGCUUACACGACCCCUGUUACCCUCACUCGCACCAACCCUGUCGCUGGAGGCGAGCCCGCUCCUCCCUCGGACUCCAUUAUUCCUACCGUUGCUGCCAAUGCAAUCGAGUCUCUGAAGAUGUACAUCUUUGGUGCUGCCGAGACCGCGAUUCCUGGUGCCCAGCCCGUCGCCGAGCCGUCCCACGUCGAGAUGAUGGCUUCUACUGAGACCCGAUACCUUACCCAGCCAUGCAUCGCUACUACUGGCGAGACCUUCGCUAUCUGGCUCAACGUGUUGUACUUGGCACCUCUGACUUACCUCUUCGUGAGCUUCUUCAUCGCCAGCUAUGUCAAGCGCAGCAACGCCGCUACUAAGAUCAGUGGCAAGAAGGCCCCGCCUAGCGUCAACGACAACGUCGCCCUUGCUGAGAAGGCUGGCUGGGACGCUGCCAAGGGAAUCGAGAAGGAGGUAUAUGGCGGAGAGAGCAUGAUCAACGGCUCGUCUGACGAGGCCUCCGCCGCGUCUACGCCGAAGAAGGCUAAUGGCAAGACCCGACGCAAGGCGUAG
This is a messenger RNA of Ilyonectria robusta, 1434 nucleotides long. RefSeq names its product GNS1/SUR4 family-domain-containing protein. NCBI's taxonomy places the organism in Eukaryota, Fungi, Ascomycota, Sordariomycetes, Hypocreales, Nectriaceae. Gene Ontology annotation, cellular component: endoplasmic reticulum membrane. The transcript has 2 exons. Gene Ontology annotation, molecular function: fatty acid elongase activity. The record is from RefSeq and is a predicted model, not a curated record. Gene Ontology annotation, biological process: sphingolipid biosynthetic process; fatty acid elongation, saturated fatty acid; very long-chain fatty acid biosynthetic process. The coding region runs from base 1 to 1434 and encodes 477 amino acids.